AUGCGAUUCACAGGCUUGUUCGAUUCCCUGCAAUCCGCGCAACGUGCGCCAAAGGCGCCUCGGCCCUUCGAUGAAGACGACGAGUAUGGAGAUGCGGAAAAGAACUUCCAGCCAAGAUCCCCCAGGUUCUGGAUGAUCAUCAUCGGCAUGUACGCGUCGAUUUUUCUCGUCGCGUUGGAUCGAAUGAUCAUCGCUACCGCCAUCCCCGGCAUCACCAACGAGUUCCAUUCGAUCGAGGAUAUCGGCUGGUAUGGCAGCGCCUACAUGUUGACUGCCGCCAUUUUCAAUCCGCUUUUUGGCCGCAUCUACCAGCUCUAUUCGACCAAAUGGGUGUUCCUCGUCUCCAUCCUCGUCUUCGAGGUCGGCUCCGCUCUCUGCGGCGCCGCCCCUAGCUCCGCAGCUUUCAUCGUCGGACGCGCCAUCGCUGGCAUCGGCGCUGCUGGCAUCUUUUGCGGCGGCAUAAUGAUCAUCGUUCCGCUCGUUCCCCUUCGCAGGCGGCCUAUAUUCACCUCCUUUUUCGGUAUGGCUUUUGGUGUCUCGUCGGUGCUCGGCCCUCUGAUCGGCGGCACAUUUACCGACAACCGGAGCCUGACGUGGAGAUGGUGUUUCUACAUCAACCUGCCCAUCGGUGGCUUCACCUUCGUCGCCAUACUCCUGUUUCUCCACCUCAAACCUCCACCGCGCGAGAAGCUCACCGUCCUGGACCAGCUCAAGCGUCUCGACCCCUUUGGACUUUUAUUCCUCAUUCCAUCCAUGGUGUGCCUCAUCUUGGCUCUCCAGUGGGGCAAUACCACCUAUCCCUGGUCGGCACCCCGAAUCAUCGGCCUUCUCGUCACCUUUGCCGUCUUGCUCGUCGCUUUCCUGGCCGUCGAGGUCCUGACACCAGAGACCGCCAUGGCUCCGACCCGAGUCAUCCUGAACCGUUCCGUCGGUGGCAGUAUGCUUUUCAUGUUCCUCCUCUCCGGUGGAAUGAUGGUCGUCGUCUACUACCUAACCAUUUGGUUCCAGGCGGCCCAAGGCCAGUCGGCCAUGGAAGCAGGAAUCCGCACCAUCCCUCUGGUCUUGUCUCUGGUCGUCAUGGGCAUCGUGGGCGCCAUCUCCACUGAGAGCGUCGGAUACUACGUUCCCGCCAUGCUGCUUUCUCCUUGCAGCAGCCACUGGAUUGGCUACCAAGUCAUCUACGGCUGCGGCAUCGGCUGCGGCUUCCAGACCUCCAACCUGGCGCCUCAAACCGUCCUGCCGCGUGCCGACGUCCCUCUCGGCAUGGCCCUAAUGUUCUUCAUGCAGCAGCUCGGCGGCUCCGUCUUCCUCUCCGUUGGUCAAAACAUCUUCUCCAGCCAGCUCGUUGAUAGCAUUUCUAGCAUAGCGGGCCUCAACACUGAGGCUAUCGUUAACGCUGGCGCGACGGCUUACCGUAGCAUGGUGCCGCUGGGCGACCUCAACACCCGCCUGCAUGAUUCUGGGCGCUGGGAUUGUGGAGUGGAAGAGCAUCAAGGAAAAAAGAGCCACCCCUCCAAGACUGACGAGGGCAAUGAGGGAGGCAAAAGCGAAGCCAAUGAGGAAGGCAAGAGCGAGGCCAAUGAGGAAAACAAGAGCGAAGCCAAGAACGAGAGCGCCCUGGGUACGGACUGA
Molecule: messenger RNA, 1632 nt
Organism: Letharia columbiana
Lineage: Eukaryota; Fungi; Ascomycota; Lecanoromycetes; Lecanorales; Parmeliaceae
Exons: 6
Coding region: 1-1632 (543 amino acids)
Biological process (GO): transmembrane transport
Molecular function (GO): transmembrane transporter activity
Source: RefSeq, a predicted model, not a curated record